Mizuhopecten yessoensis (Yesso scallop) is the source of this 1475-nucleotide messenger RNA. Its product is annotated as organic cation transporter protein-like. Gene Ontology annotation, cellular component: membrane. Gene Ontology annotation, molecular function: transmembrane transporter activity. The transcript has 8 exons. Lineage: Eukaryota; Metazoa; Mollusca; Bivalvia; Pectinida; Pectinidae. The coding region runs from base 18 to 1475 and encodes 485 amino acids. The record is from RefSeq and is a predicted model, not a curated record. Gene Ontology annotation, biological process: transmembrane transport.
CGGCAAAAGUUAACAGUAUGCAGUUUGACGCCAUCUUGAAAGUUGUUGGAGAGUUUGGACCUUACCAAAAAAGAAUAUACUUUUUACUUUGCCUACCUGUCCUGUGUAUUGCUAUGUAUGAUGUUAUAGGUGCCUAUCUAAUGUACACUCCCAUACACAGAUGUGCUGCAGUCAGUGCCCAUAAUAGCUCAGCAUUUUUCGCGGUUAAUGGCGAUGAUACAAUUCGAUCUCUCCCUAAUAUGUCUGCGGAAUACCAAUAUGGAGAAUGUCAUAUUAAAGUGUCCGACAAUAGGUCAAAAGGAGAGGACAGGAAUGUCACUUCACACCUUUGUUCUUCCUGGACAUAUGACAAGUCUGUCUUCACGUCUACGCUUGUGUCGGAGAAUAAUCUAGUGUGUGCCUUUACAUCUACCUCGACCUAUAUGCAGGUCGCUAUGCACUGUGGAUCAAUCGUCGGGUCGCUAUUACAAGGAUUAAUUUCUGACAGAUUCGGAAGGAAAAUAACUUUUUGUGGAAGCACCACCUUGAUGAUGCUGGUUGGGGUUGGUUCUGCAUUUACAACUAACAUAUACAUCUUCACAAUCCUAAGGUUCCUGCAAACCAUCUGCUCCACAUUCGUUUAUAUUACAGCAUUCGUAUUAGGUCUGGAAAUUGUUGGACCCUCAAAGCGUCUCUGGGCCGGUAUUUUGAUUAAUUACUUCUACACUGCCGGAAUGAUCCUAUUAGCAGGGAUUGGUUACGGGCUCCGUCAUUGGAAAUAUAUUCAAAUAGCUUGUUCUGCGCCAUCGGCAAUAUUUCUUGUAUAUUGGUGGGUGAUUCCCGAAUCUCCGCGCUGGCUUAUUAGUCAGGGAAAACAGGAAGAAGCAAGAGCUAUAAUCUUAACGAUCGCCAAAUCAAACCACCGCGACCACAGUUUGACCCUCAAACAACUGACCGAUGACGAGGAUGAACCCGUUAAACAAUACAGAAUCUGGCACCUUUUAUCAUCACGGUCCAUGGUAAUCAGAUCCUUGAUAAUAUGGGUCAAUUGGUUUGUGGUAUCCCUAACCUACUUCGGGUUUUACUUCAAUGCGGGCAAUCUAAGUGGCGAUUUUUUCCUGAACCAGCUGAUCUCCGGUUUGGUUGAAAUACCUGCCACUCUCCUUUUAUUGCCGCUGUUAGACACAAUAGGCCGUAUGAAGCUAUACAUCCUGGGAAUGAUGAUGGGAGGUACAUUCAUGCUGCUGACUGGCAUACUUGAAAUCUUUAUUUCCAUUCGCAAAAUUAGUAAGACGCUGUCGCAAGCGACCGUCUUUUGUUUUAGCGUGGGUGCCGUCCCCUUAUCUAAGCGUUUCGGUGACAUUGAGAGACAACAGCACAACAACAACAUGGAGAGAUUUGGGCAGACGACAACGGAAGAAAUAGACAAGAAGCGACUAAACAGUCAGUCUGCCCAAACGCAAAAGGGUCCUCGAUGCGAUAAAUUCGUUAUAUAG